AUGGCCGAAGGACGUCGUGAGAAGGUCAUUGCCCGGUCUGUGACGCACUCCAUCUUGCAUAGCGACGAGAAGCGCAAGUCCAUCGUCAAGAGGCUGCCUGCCGUCUUCUACCUGUACUGGCUCAACUUUGACUGCGUGCGCCACGAUCUAUUCAAGGAGCUCCGAGGCUUGUGGCAUGUCAGCGAGGACGACUACAAGAAGAGCUUCGGCGCAGAUGACAACGAGACGGCUGCCUUGAAACCCAUGGGUGACAUGGGAUACUCAGGAUCUACCUUCUUCAGCACCAGUGACUCCAGAAACCUAGUCAAAAGCAUACCACGCCACUUCGAAUACUCUUUCUUCAAGGACGAUCUCCUAUUACCCUAUGCUGAGUACAUGCAGGCCAAUCCUGCCUCGCUGCUCAUUCGCAUCACCGACUUCCUUCAAUGUAUGCAGUGGAGCGUAGGAGCUAUUCUCGGUUUGGCUCCGAGUCACCACAUUGUCAUGGAGAACAUUCUCUAUGGCCAAGACCAGGACACUUCGAGAUGGGAGAAUUACGAUCUGAAGCCCAUGUCCUACUUCUAUCCAGAGCGGGAUGUCGCCGGGGGCGUCCUAACGAGCGAAGCUACAAAAUCGAAGCUCGCGGACGACUUCAACGACAAGAUCACCUUAUCACUCGAUGAUGCGGAGGGCUUCAAGUUACAGCUGGAGAAAGACACCGCUCUGCUGGCCAAGUGUAACGCGGUGGAUUACUCACUCUUUCUCGUGCGCAUACCAUAUUCCAAGUCAGCAGACCCUAGCUCCAGCGCCGGGGUAGGCACUAUACAGCCAGAGGGUCCGCCAUUCACACCACCAGAGCCACCUAGCUGGCGUACUGGAGUCAGAUCCGCCGAUGGAAAGUACAUCUAUCGUGCUGCUAUCCUCGACUUCUUCUGGUCGAAACACAAAGUCCACGCCAAAGCCAUGGAAGGUCUCAUAAACGCGUACAACAUGGUGGACAAAAAGGGGCACAUGAGCGUGACCACAGACGCGCCAGAGUAUAGAGAUCGAUUCACCAAGAUGUGCACAGACAUGAUCGAGGUAUCACAGGCCGAGAACCCUUUUGCAGAUACAGUCUGA
Messenger RNA from Fulvia fulva, 1098 nucleotides. RefSeq lists its product as uncharacterized. Bases 1 to 1098 code for a protein of 365 amino acids. Lineage: Eukaryota; Fungi; Ascomycota; Dothideomycetes; Mycosphaerellales; Mycosphaerellaceae. Gene Ontology annotation, biological process: phosphatidylinositol metabolic process. The transcript is spliced from 2 exons. The record is from RefSeq and is a predicted model, not a curated record. Gene Ontology annotation, molecular function: phosphatidylinositol kinase activity.